AUCUCUGAUCUCUCCAUUCUCUCGACUCUCCUCACACAGUCUCCACCAUCCUCCUCGCCUCCUAUCUCUGUUGCCGCUCCUACCACUCCCCCAGUGUCCCCCAACAGCAACCACCACCACCACCGCAGCAACCACACCCCUCGACGCCUGGCUGAAGCUGAACGGCUCGUGCCCGGUUUCCAGGAACUUGCCGCUGCCAACCCCGCUGUCCACGCCGCUCUCGGAGGUCGUUUCACUCUCGCAGUACGCCGUGGAUCGGAGGCGGAGGAGGUGAUAAGAUUUAUUAACAAGAUGCCCCGAAGGCCAACAAGGCACCGCCAAUUGUUGAAACCUCGGCCUCUGACCUUCUCUGCUUUUUCUCGUUCAGUUGCUCAAUUAGUCUCUUCUUACAUGGCCAAGCGUCAAAUGCAAGACUCCAAACUACACAGAGAAUCUUCCUCAAAAUCUGCAGGAAAUAAAGUUUUUAAGCAUACUUUGGAAGAGAAGAAUGAACAGUAUGAGUCUUCUAGUGAUGAAGAGUUUGAAGGAGUAGUUCAAGCAGAUUUUGCAUUCUUUGAUCCCAAACCCAACGACUUUCAUGGAGUGAAGACCUUGCUGCAAACCUACCUUGAUAAUAAGCAAUGGGAUUUGAGUGGUUUCGUUGACUUGAUACUGGGGCAGACAACAGUGGGGACUGUUGUUAAGGUAGAGGGUGACGAAGAUGAUGGAGUUUUCUCUGUCGUGACUGCUCUAAACUUGCAAAGAUAUAAGGACCAUAAAUGCAUCGUGGAGUUCAAGGAGUUCCUCCUUAAAGCAUGCCAGGAGGAGGAUGUAGUAGAUGACUUGAGAUCAGUUUUGGGAGAGCAAGCACAGAAUGUGGGUCUCCUGGUGUCUCAGCGUGUGGUGAAUCUUCCACCCCAGCUUUUGCCACCUCUUUAUGAUGCCCUCUUUGAUGAAAUCUCAUGGGCCGUAGAAGAUGAGCCCACAGAAGACCUCAGGAAUUCCUUCCGCUUCAAUUUUUAUAUUCUAGUCAGUAAAAUUUACAAGCACAAAAACGCAGAUCCGAGAAAGAAGCUGAGCAAUGAUAGUGAUGAGGCAAUAAUAUAUACAAAGCCAGAAGAUGAAAUUUUUCACAAGAUUAGCUUGUGGUCCUUCAGCUUUCCUUUGCACGCUCAGCAGCCCUCAACUCAUGAGCUAAGAAAUUAUCGGUUUAUGGGAUUAGUCAUGGCUGUUGAAGCAGACAAAAUUGCUACAUUCCGACAAGAGUUGAAGUCUUUAAUAAAUGAAUCCUGAGGCCAAGCAAAAAAAUGUUCCAAUUUCUUUUAGUUUAAGAGCCAUCUUUUUCCUUUUUCCACCAUUCCUGCAAAGGCUUUCAUCAAUUCACUCGUGAGCUUGUCUUCCAAAUACAUGUACAUGCCAGAUGUAUGAGGUCUCAUUUUAAAAAAAAUAAUAAUAAUUUCUUUUUGCAUUUCUCUUGUGCCAUGAGGAUUUUAUAUGUUUAAGGAUUUCACUCAAUUUUGUAAUGCAGCAAGUAGACUUGAUUUAUGAGAGAUUUCUGAAAACUUAUA
This is a messenger RNA of Corylus avellana, 1547 nucleotides long. The record is from RefSeq and is a predicted model, not a curated record. NCBI's taxonomy places the organism in Eukaryota, Viridiplantae, Streptophyta, Magnoliopsida, Fagales, Betulaceae.